Asterias rubens (European starfish) is the source of this 1239-nucleotide messenger RNA. Its product is annotated as creatine kinase U-type, mitochondrial-like. The coding region runs from base 1 to 1239 and encodes 412 amino acids. The transcript has 7 exons. Lineage: Eukaryota; Metazoa; Echinodermata; Asteroidea; Forcipulatida; Asteriidae. The record is from RefSeq and is a predicted model, not a curated record. Gene Ontology annotation, biological process: phosphocreatine biosynthetic process. Gene Ontology annotation, cellular component: mitochondrion. Gene Ontology annotation, molecular function: creatine kinase activity.
AUGGCUACGAGGUUGAUCCCACUCCUGGGAACGUACAAGGGGCGGAUAUCUGCAGUGGCAGCAUUAGCAGCAGGCGUUGCUGGACUAAGCUACUACAACACCAAGCGAGGACAGGCCGCCGAGGGCGGAGCAACCCGCUUCCCCCCGUCAGCCAACUUCCCGGACCUCCGUAAGCACAACAACGUGAUGGCGUCUCACCUCACCCCAGACGUGUACGCCAAGCUGUGUGAUCGUCAGACACCCAACGGGUUCACCCUCGACGCGGCCAUCCAGACAGGGGUGGACAACCCCGGACAUCCGUUCAUCAAGACGGUCGGCUGCGUGGCCGGUGAUGAGGAGUCCUACGAGGUCUUCAAGGAGCUGUUCGACCCCGUGAUCGACGAGCGACACAACGGCUACGGGAUCAAUGACGUCCACCCGACAGACCUGAACGCCUCCAAGAUACGAGGUGGCAACUUCGACUCCAAGUACGUCCUGUCGUCCCGGGUCCGUACCGGCCGUAGCAUCCGCGGCCUCAGCCUGCCGCCUGCCUGCUCUCGGGCCGAACGCCGGAUGGUGGAGCAGGUAGUCUCCGAGGCUUUGGGAGGCCUGACCGGUGACUUGACGGGGAAAUACUACCCGCUGAGCAACAUGACUGACGAGGAGCAACAGACUCUGAUCGACGACCAUUUCCUGUUUGACAAACCGGUGUCGCCGCUGCUUACGUGCGCUGGUAUGGCUCGCGACUGGCCUGACGGUCGUGGGAUCUGGCACAAUAACGACAAGACCUUCUUGGUCUGGAUCAACGAGGAGGAUCACACUCGUCUUAUCUCCAUGGAGAAAGGAGGCAACAUGAAAGGCGUCUUUGAACGCUUCUGCAAAGGCCUGAAUGAGGUUGAGAAGCUGAUCAAGUCCAAGGGAUGGGAGUACAUGUGGAAUGAGCAUCUUGGAUACGUCUUGACCUGCCCGUCCAACCUGGGCACCGGGAUGCGUGCUGGAGUGCACAUUAAACUACCCAAUCUCGGCAAGGAAUCUCGAUUCGAUAUGAUCCUGGAGCGACUGAGGCUGCAGAAGCGAGGUACGGGUGGUGUGGACACGGCGUCCGUUGGGGGCGUGUUUGACAUAUCAAACUUGGAUCGUCUCGGACAAUCAGAGGUCCAGCAGUGCCAGCGUGUCGUUGACGGUAUCGAAACCCUGAUCAAGAUGGAGAAGCAACUCGAGAGAGGGCGCUCUAUCGAGAGCCUGAUCCCAAAAGCAUAG